UCAAUAUUAAUGAGUUGGUUUUUGUGACCUGAAACCUGUGACUGGACCUGAUCUUCCGGUAAUUGGUCCAAUCAAAGGCCGUCCACUCACACUGCAUUGUUUGAAUGAGGAAUGUGGGGCGGGUUCACCAGCCUCAUUAACAUAGAGUCAUCAAUGCUCAUCUCGUCGAAACUGCUCCUCGUCCACGUACAGAUAAUGUGAAGAAUCUGGUUGGACAGGAAAGUUGUUUUACACAUUGGUUUCAGGUCAGAGGGCAGGACAUCUUGACUCCGCCUUCUUGAGAGGCUUCCUUAUAACCAAGGAGGUGUGCUUCAGUCUUUAUUCAACUAAAUAAACCCUGCCUAGCGGACUUGCUCCUGACAAACUCACUUCACCUUUCAGCAGAUUCAUCAUGGUGUCUAUGGGACGACAAAUGCUGGGCUUUGUCCUGGCCAUCAUUGGAUUCUUGGGGACCAUCAUUGUGUGCGCUCUCCCCAUGUGGAAGGUCACGGCCUUCAUUGGAGCCAACAUUGUGACGGCGCAGGUCAUCUGGGAAGGCCUGUGGAUGAACUGUGUCACGCAGAGUACGGGUCAGAUGCAGUGUAAGAUCUACGAUUCCCUCCUGGCUCUACCUCAGGACCUCCAAGCUGCUCGGGCUCUCGUGGUCAUCGCCAUCAUCGUCUCAGCCUUAGGCGUCAUCCUGGGCAUUGUCGGGGGCAAGUGUACCAACUUUGUGGAAGACAAAUCCUCCAAAGCCAAAGUGGCCAUCGCUGCAGGAAUUGUCUUCAUCUGUGCCGGUGUUCUCAUCCUCAUCCCCGUCUGCUGGUCCGCCAACACCAUCAUCAGGGAUUUCUACAACCCCAUCAUGACCAACGCCCAGAGGAGAGAGUUGGGGGCCGCACUCUACAUCGGCUGGGGCACAGCAGCGUUGCUCCUGCUGGGUGGCGCCCUCCUCUGCAGUUCCUGUCCACCUAAAGACAGCCCAGAAUAUCCAGUCAAGUACUCAGGUGCCAGAUCAACAGCCACCAGCAGAGCCUACGUAUAAAAGGCACAACUCUUCUUGAAAAGACUGAAACUUUUGACUUUUUCUCGAGUAACGCUUGUUUGUUGUGCGUCACCGAUGGCACCACAUGUUAUGUUCAACCAUGAAGUGUAAAGAAAGGUUAUCUGGUAAAUUCAGAAAUGUGUGGUCGAGGCUCGGGAUCCCUGAAAGAAUGAGACUCUGGUGACGAUGUGAUGUUAAACUCCAGUAAUACCAAGGACAAACUUGGGCACGAUGACAAGAGUUUUUUGUUUUGAAAAUGUAUCUAUGCUGUAUGUAAUUUUGUAUCAAAUUUACAUUUGUUUUCUCCCUCAAAGGCAUAUCCAAGCUGGUUGUGAUGUAAUAUAGUGUGAAUGUAUUGUGUAAUGUUAUUUACAAGCAUCUUCCAUGACUUUCUCAAAAGUCCUCUUUCUUUUUAAUAAAACAUGUACUUUACCGACACUGAAAAGUCUUGUUUUUGAAAAGCCUCACGUCAAGAGUUUAGGUCCUGUGGGAGAGAAAUGCUUCACUGAAUUAGAGAGAGAGAGUUUUAUAUAUGAACAAUAGGAUCUGUCUUAAAUUCAUGGAUUUUCAGUGGUUGAAAAAUAUAGAAACAACAAGUAAAAUAAUUGUCCUACAGGGACACAUUUUAAAUAUAAAUAUACAUUUCUGACCAGGAAGUCAUUGUUACCACUGUAGUGUGAAAGAAUGUCCACCAGUGAGUUGGCUGUUUGAACUGUUGCACUCCACCUUGAAGUGAAAACAUAAUCUUUUGAUGACUCCUUUAAGAAUCAUUAAUGACCUCCCCCUCAGGAGGAGUCCAGUCUGAAGUGUGUCUUUCUGAUUGAUUUGUUUUGCAAAAUUUGAAUCUUUAGGUUUUUUUCAACAACGUGAGUUCUGUCUGCGUUCUUGGUGUGGCUGAUCAACUGGUCCGACCAGCUGUGCAGUGUUUGGUGCCAAGGCACAGCUUUGCUGAAGGACAGUGAGCUGCGUUGAGUUGGGUUUUAUUUAAAAAAGAUGCUUCAAAUGCAUAAACCGGAUGCGUGUGAC
This is a messenger RNA of Cynoglossus semilaevis (tongue sole), 2050 nucleotides long. RefSeq names its product claudin-4-like. The coding region runs from base 392 to 1024 and encodes 210 amino acids. Gene Ontology annotation, cellular component: membrane; bicellular tight junction. The record is from RefSeq and is a predicted model, not a curated record. NCBI's taxonomy places the organism in Eukaryota, Metazoa, Chordata, Actinopteri, Pleuronectiformes, Cynoglossidae. The transcript has a single exon. Gene Ontology annotation, molecular function: structural molecule activity.